UACUGGUGGGGUAGGGAGGCAGGGUUGGAAGCUGGGAAACACCUUACUCUGAGAUGCUGUAGAGACUCCCUCCAGGCCUUUGGCAGGGGCCAUGUAUGUGAUAGACUGUCCAGUCUGUAAACACCAGUGUUACCUGAAAGACAUUGUGGAGAACUAUUUCAUGAGAGACAGUGGGACAGAGUCUGCUACAGACAGUAAGGAGGCCAACCAGUGCUGCACCAGCUGUGAGGACAAUGCCCCUGCUACCAGCUACUGUGUGGAGUGCUCAGAGCCACUGUGUGAGACUUGUGUUGAUGCACACCAGCGAGUGAAGUACACAAAGGAUCACACAGUCCGGUCCACAGGUGGGUCGAAGUCCAAGGAGGGGGCACGCACAGUCUACUGCUCUGUCCACAAGCAGGAGCCCUUGGUACUUUUUUGUGACACCUGUGACACACUGACCUGCCGUGACUGUCAGCUCAACGCGCACAAGGAUCACCAGUACCAGUUCCUGGAGGAUGCUGUCAGGAACCAGCGCAAGAUGCUGUCAUCACUUGUGAAGCGCCUGGGGGACAAGCAUGCCAACCUGCAGAAAUCCACCAAGGAAGUGCGCAGCUCGAUCCGGCAAGUGACAGAUGUGCAGAAGCGGGUCCAGGUAGAUGUGAAGAUGGCCAUUCUGCAAAUAAUGAAGGAGCUCAAUAAGCGUGGCAAAGUGCUGGUCAGCGACGCACAGAAAGUGACAGAGGGGCAGCAGGAGAAGCUGGAGCGGCAACAUUGGGCCAUGACUAAGUUGCAGCGCCACCAGGAGCACAUCCUGCGAUUUGCAUCCUGGGCCUUGGAGAGUGACAACAACACUGCCCUGCUGCUCUCUAAGAAACUGAUCUACUUCCAGCUGCACCGUGCCCUCAAGAUGAUUGUUGACCCUGUAGAGCCUCAGUGUGAUAUGAAGUUCCAGUGGGACCUGAAUGCCUGGACCAAGAGUGCUGAGACCUUUGGAACAAUUGUGUCAGAGAGGAAUGUUACCCUGCCAACACCAGCACCCAAUGCCCAGCCUGCGCAGACCCAGCGUGCCAACGCCACUGGCCCAGCAGCAGGAGGAGCGGCGAAACAGGUCUCCAGCACUUCCCAGGUACUGGCACCUCUUAAGAAUGUCUCUCCUAUGGUCCCAAGCCGGCCCCGGGCUGCUGUCCCCCAGAGCCAGCCUCCACCUCUGCAGCAGCAGCCGCCGAUGCAGUCUCCCCGGAUCCUGACGGCCACCACGGCCCCCCUGGUAAACACCGGCAGCACCGUCGUACAGCCCCUACAGGUCCAGCUAGUGCAGCAAGGCGGCCUCCUGCAGAUGAAUGGCCAGCAGCAAGUCAUGGGUCAGCUGGUGCUCGUCCCCCAGGUCAAUGGGACUCAGGGUGUGCAGCAAGUCACUGUGCAGUCCAGUGUUGUGAGCAAGGGUCAGUAUGCCCCGGGACCCCUGCUACUGCCCUCUAACCAGGUGGGGCCAAAACGGAUUGCUGCUGCUGCUGCCACUGCAUCCCCUGACUCGUUCAAUACUGAAGGCAAUGCUCAGGCAUCCUCCACCACACAACCCAUGGACACUCAUGAUGAAGGCUAUUCCAACUCUGAGCUAGCAGAUGGUGCUUUCUCUGGAAGGGCUGAAGCUAAUGUAUCAGGAUUGAAGAGGACCAAGGCAACAGAUGGUGAUGUGAACAGCAUCAUGCGUAAGGUGCCACGUGUCAGCUUGGAGCGCCUCGAUGUGGACUUGACCGCUGAUAGCCAGCCACCUGUCUUCAAGGUUUUCCCUGGCAACACCAAUGAGGACUACAACCUCAUUGUCAUUGAGCGUGGGGCCCAGCAGGCCACUGCCCCACAUCCUGGAGCUGUGGUUAAGGAGGAGCAGAUGGAAGCAGCAAUUGAGGAGCCAAAGGACACCAAACCAGUCAUCUUAUCCCACGAUGCUGAGGGUAAUGUGCCCCGCCUCAUCUCCCCAAGCGGGAGCAGCAGUUCUGGCCUGGAUGUACAACCAGCCCACAACCAGGAUGGUGGCUUAGAGGCAACCGACUCGGCACGCUGCAAGGUCUGCCAGAAGGCUGGCUCCGUGGUGAUGUGUAACCAGUGUGAGCAAUGCUACCACCUGGACUGCCACCUCCCUGUGCUGCAGGAGAUUCCUAGCCAGGAAUGGAGAUGCCUGUUGUGCCAGGACCUAUCGGCAUUUGGUGAUGAGGACGGCACCAGCUUCCCCACUUCGGAGGGUCCUCAAAAACUCUCUCCCUCGGAUCAGCAGAAGUGUGAGCGUGUCCUGCUGGAGUUGCUGUGCCAUGAGCCCUGCCGGCCUCUUCAUCAACUCUGCAACUCCACAGAGGGUCAGAACACCAUUGACCUGACCUUGAUCCGGGCCAAGCUGCAGGAGAAGCUAUCUCCACCUUACCGCUCCCCUGAGGAGUUUGCUGAAGAUGUUUGGAGGAUGAUCAAGCAGUUCAACAAGCUGACGGAGGACAAAGAAGACGUCCAGUCCAUCAUUGAACUGCAGCGCUUCUUUGAGGCCAAGAUGAGCAUCUCCUUUGGUGACAGGAAGUUUUCUGCAGUGUUGGUUGAGCCCAUCCACCUGGACGAGCUAGGUGGUGAGGGUGGCAGCAGUCUGGGCCGCAGCUCCCCCACUGGCCCCCCGGGUGAUGGUGCUACCACCACCACUCCAAAGGAGGAUGCUUAGGCACUGGCCACCUUAUGGCUGGGGGACUUGGCCAUCCUGCUCAGCAGUCAUUGCCACCCACAUGGACCAGAGCAGCUCCCCAGCCCUGGGAGGGUGCAUCCCCCUUUGGACUCCCCUAGCCCGUGCUGCCUUUCCCCUUGCCAAUGCUCCUGUCCCAGCCGGGAUGCUGCAUGGGUGUGGCAGGCCCCUUUUACUCCAGAUGAAGUGCUGUCCUAGGAGACCUCUCUACCACAAUGCCUAUCAUAUGGUCUGGGUUGGAGGGUUGUGCAUACACUGGUUCCUGCUGGGGUGUCCCAUCUGAAUGUUGGCAUCCCAUACUUCAGGGUCACUCCCAGCUGGGUCAUGGGCCCUCUCCCUUCUCCAGAUGUUUUUAGCCUAGGAAAUAUCAGUUUAAUGGGGGGGGUGAGGGGAAGGGAAGAGAUGGCCAUGCUUGGAAGGUCUCAAGUUAUAGGACCUGCUGGGGAGCAGCCCUUGGAGACUGGAAAGCAGGGUGUGGGCUUUUCCUCAGCCAGAGCUUAACUCAGUACUUCAUUUGGAUGCAGGACCUGGAGACAGCCUGUGCUCCUAGGACAUGUUAAAUCUCCUAGUAGAGUUGCUUCUCUGUCUCCUGGCUGACCUGGGAGCUUGCCUUGGGCACAAGGCCUGUGGGCAAGCCCUGGUGCUCAGCUUUGUGAGAAUGGGUGGCUCAGAGAUGGUGCUUACAAAGGGGAAUGGCAGGGACGUUUCAAUCAGGCAGUCCUGACCAGGACCAUUAACCUGAGCUUCCCUCUCUGCCUAGCAUGGGUGUCAGUCUCUACCUCCCAGAACUGUUCCCAGCUGUUGCAAACUUUCUCUGUGACUUUAAUUUUUCCUUCCUUCUCCUUCUCCCCCUCAAGUGCUGCCCCUGCCUUUCGUAGGGAGGGCUUCUGGAGGGGCAGCUGUAGUUUUUGAUGGUUUAGUAAAUGACACCUGAGGCAGCACUUGCCAUUCAGACUCCGGGACCUGUCCCAGCUGUGCAGCCACUCCCUGGCCUGGUAGUGUGUGUCUGUCUCUCUCUCCUCUCACAUGUGUGACAGGAUCCCAAGUGGGGCUUUGCUUGUAUAUUUAGAUUUGCUUUUCUCUCCUCCCUAAUAACUGUUUGCAACCUGUGCGAUGGAAAAUGUGUUUCUCUGAGAAAGGAAUAAAACUGGUUUUAUGUAUC
Molecule: messenger RNA, 3860 nt
Organism: Alligator sinensis (Chinese alligator)
Lineage: Eukaryota; Metazoa; Chordata; Crocodylia; Alligatoridae
Gene: TRIM28
Product: tripartite motif containing 28
Exons: 18
Coding region: 92-2680 (862 amino acids)
Molecular function (GO): transcription corepressor activity; protein binding; zinc ion binding
Source: RefSeq, a predicted model, not a curated record